UUUGAAAUGUUAUUAACUCUCCUCUCUCUUCCAUGCAGGGAGAGAGGCGACUAAUGUUUGUCUCGUGCUGGCAGUCUAGUCACUGCGGGUCCGUUUACUAGGAUGUGUCCACUAUCUGCUUACUAUGUGGGUUGACGGUAGAGCUGGGCGAUAUAUCAAAUAAACGUUGUUUCUGUCGCACGGCAAUGCGGCACCAUGUACCGUCGUCAGCAUUUUAGCCACAGACUGUUAGGUGUUAGCUAUCUAGUCUGUGUUUUUAUCAAUGUGCAAUGAGCAUAGAAACACGCAUGCACAUAAGGAAUGAAAAACUCGUUCGCACUUGAUUUCAACGUCUAAACAAAGUGGACAGGCAGGCAUGCUGUUCGAACAGUUGGAGACGGACAGGGGAGGGGCGGAGCUACUGUUUGGCAGCGUGAAGGAGCAUCAUGUGACCCUGCCCAACCAAUCAGAACCCUGGGACAUGAAGCAGCUGCUGGUAUGGAUCAGAGGGAACAUGCUGAAGGAACGGCCAGAGCUCUUUGUCCAGGGAGAUACUGUGAGGCCUGGGAUCUUGGUACUUAUCAAUGAUGCCGACUGGGAAUUGAUGGGUGAGUUGGAGUACGAGCUACAGGACAAGGACAACGUAGUAUUCAUCUCUACUCUCCAUGGAGGUUAGAAUACACUGGGUGUAGAUGUCCACAGGCAGCUCCACACACAAUUGCCCUCACUUCCUCCUACUCCUAUUGUUCCACCACAAAACAAAACUCGCUGGACUCUUACACCUCUCCGCUCCAACCAACCAACCAACCAACCAACCAACCACUGAAAGAACCCUGGGAUGCUAUGAUUUAUGUUCUCCAAGACCUCAGCCUGUAUUCAAUACCUGAUCUAGAUCAUAAUUAUUACAAUUAUAAAGACGGGGUGGGCCUGAUCCUAGAUCAGCACUCCGACCUGUUUUUUUUUUUAAUAUGGGUGCUGGUCCUCCAGAAUGAUUUUUAUUUAUUUGUGGAGUGAAGAGAAGAUUUCAUCUACAGAGAGGGACUCUAUGGUGAUGGCGUGAGUCUUUUCAGGGCCACAGUCUAAUGAAUAUUCUGCUACAGUUCUGUCUCCAUUCAAAUAGGUUCAGAAGAGACAGUAGGACUUGAGUUGAUACUUUUUUUGCCUUGAACUCUGCAUGUGAUUGGUCAAGAAUCAUAAUUUACCAUCUUUUUAACUUUUUUUUAAUUCACCGACAAAUUGCUGCUUCAAUCCUUGAAUGUAUGUAUUGAGACCAAGAAAGAUGCAUUUAGCUUGCUGCAAUGAUGUAACCAUAAACACAUGUAUUUAAUUGACUUACUAGAUCAGAUUAAUAAAAGAAAAGGAUUGCA
Molecule: messenger RNA, 1346 nt
Organism: Salmo salar (Atlantic salmon)
Lineage: Eukaryota; Metazoa; Chordata; Actinopteri; Salmoniformes; Salmonidae
Gene: urm1
Product: ubiquitin related modifier 1
Biological process (GO): tRNA thio-modification
Cellular component (GO): cytoplasm
Source: RefSeq, a predicted model, not a curated record